Sphenostylis stenocarpa is the source of this 837-nucleotide messenger RNA. NCBI's taxonomy places the organism in Eukaryota, Viridiplantae, Streptophyta, Magnoliopsida, Fabales, Fabaceae. The record is from the annotation of a GenBank genome assembly.
AUGGAUUUGUGGGUUGUUGCAGCCGUUGCUGGAGCUGGGUGCUUGGCUAAAUAUUUGAACAAGAUUUCAAAAGAUGGUGAUGGUUCAUCUCCAUUGUCUGUGGAGGAUUCCUAUUUUGAGAAUUCUGAGUCCUCAAUCCACCCCUUAUGCACCCAAGCAGGGAGAGAUUCUUUAGAUAGAAGGGCGGCCUCAGACGUGACUUCACAGGAUUCUCUUUUGGCUUCUGAUGAAGGGCUUGAAAGUGAAAAAGUAUGCUUCUUCGGGAAUUGCAAUGAGAGUGAUGUCCUUUCUGUUUCUAACUUUAAUGGUUAUGGAAAUGAACAAAACUCCAAUGUCGGUGGUAAUUGUGGUUUCCUACCCACUGAUCUGUCUGCAGGAAAAUUGGCCCAUAAUCCUCAUGAAAAUAGAACCCCUCACAGGACUAAGCAUCUGUAUGGGCAUAUUAGUAGACCUUCAACCUCCUUAGAAAGUUGCCUAAUGGCUCAGCUAUGCAAAGAGCAUGUCACAAAGGAAGAAUCUGUCUUUUCGCCAUCCAUGGCAACGCGUUCAUUUCUUGUUAGUGAUGGAAAUCAAAUAAUCAGUAGAGCAAACAGUGAUGAUUCUUUCAGUGGAUUAACUGGAAGUGGUGAAUAUAGGUUGCAUAGAGAAGCCAAUAAAGUGAAGGAUAAAAGUGUAUUAUUUGGAGUUCCUUCCUUACCCAAAACUGGAUCUUCUAAUGAAGCCAAGAGGAUGAAGUUUAAUGCUGGCAAUGAACGAAAUAAGAGAUUGAGCCCUACUAGCAAUGUGUUCAGUGGAAAGCAGAUUCGUACUCAACAUGGUAUGGUUCUUGAAUCUUGA